Messenger RNA from Stegostoma tigrinum, 659 nucleotides. RefSeq names its product histone H1-like. The record is from RefSeq and is a predicted model, not a curated record. The coding region runs from base 36 to 659 and encodes 207 amino acids. Gene Ontology annotation, molecular function: DNA binding; structural constituent of chromatin. The transcript has a single exon. NCBI's taxonomy places the organism in Eukaryota, Metazoa, Chordata, Chondrichthyes, Orectolobiformes, Stegostomatidae. Gene Ontology annotation, cellular component: nucleosome. Gene Ontology annotation, biological process: nucleosome assembly.
UUUGACAGAGAGAGAUUCAGCGCAGAGUUCCCGACAUGAGCGACAGUGCAGCCGCCGAAACCGCUCCUCCAGCCUCCGCCAGCACCAAACCCAAGUCUCCCAAGAAGAAGAAGGCGACAGCUCCCAGGAAGAAACCAGCCGGUCCCGGGUUGGGCGAGCGGAUUGUGAAGAUUGUCGGGGAGAACAGCGAUCGGAAGGGAACGUCUCUGGUCGCUAUAAAGAAGGCGCUGCAGAGAAGCGGGGUCAAUGUGGAGAAGCAAAAUGCACAGAUCAGGAUGGCUGCCAAGAGGUGCCUGGCGAAAGGCUCCCUGGUUCUGGUGAAGGGCCAGGGCGUCUCCGGCUCCUUCAAACUCGCAAAGAAUCCAGUCAAGACAAAAGUGGGAAAGAAGGCGAGACCAGCAGCAGCCGCCAAGAAAGCAGCCGUGAAGAAAACAACGAGCAAGAAGGUGGCAGCGAAGAAAGCGACAGGCAAGAAAGAGGGCGGCAAGAAGGCAGCAACGCCGAAGAAACCGGCGAAGAAAGCAACGCCGAAGAAAAAGACUCCCGUGAAGAAAGUGAAAAAGACCAAGAGCCCCAAGACCGCCAAGCCGGCCCCGAAAUCGGCGAAGGCAAAGGCCAAGCCCAAAGCGAAAGUGACCAAGAAAGCAGCAAAGAAAUGA